AUGGCUAAGACAUUAAUUCCAGAUAUUGAAUUUGAAAAGUUCAACAAGCUUAAAGAAACACAAGGUACUAGAUUCCGAUUAACUCCUAGAAACUCCGUUACCAUAUUAAUAUUUGCUGGUCUUAUUCCAGCGGGAUUGACUUAUUUUGCUUACGCUACCGAAGGAAAAUUCCAUUGGAACAGAUUAUAUAGAAAGGGUCCACUCAAUCAAGUCAACUACGUUCCAAGAGAUAAAGAUUUGUAA
Spathaspora passalidarum NRRL Y-27907 is the source of this 243-nucleotide messenger RNA. RefSeq lists its product as uncharacterized. The transcript has a single exon. The coding region runs from base 1 to 243 and encodes 80 amino acids. The record is from RefSeq and is a predicted model, not a curated record. Lineage: Eukaryota; Fungi; Ascomycota; Pichiomycetes; Serinales; Debaryomycetaceae.